Molecule: messenger RNA, 273 nt
Organism: Babesia bigemina
Lineage: Eukaryota; Apicomplexa; Aconoidasida; Piroplasmida; Babesiidae
Exons: 3
Coding region: 1-273 (90 amino acids)
Biological process (GO): proton transmembrane transport
Cellular component (GO): proton-transporting V-type ATPase, V0 domain
Molecular function (GO): proton-transporting ATPase activity, rotational mechanism
Source: RefSeq, a predicted model, not a curated record
AUGGAGAACUGGGCGUUCAUUCGACUUAUGUCGAUUUGCUACCUCGUCGCAGGGGCGUUAUUGACAGUUGGCAUCCAGGUUACCUUAAGGGGCCGAGUCAAGGAAAGUGAACGUAAGGACUUCUAUGUGCUCGUCCUUCUCUUGGUGCCACUCGGCACAUUCUGCCUCUGGUUGCUGUGGAUCUGUAUGUACAUGGCUCAGAUGAAUCCCAUGAUAUCACCCAUCAAACACGUGCACGAGCCAGCCGCAGAGGCCGUCAAACUACCUGCGUAG